This is a messenger RNA of Cicer arietinum (chickpea), 1320 nucleotides long. RefSeq lists its product as uncharacterized. Gene Ontology annotation, biological process: protein ubiquitination. Lineage: Eukaryota; Viridiplantae; Streptophyta; Magnoliopsida; Fabales; Fabaceae. Gene Ontology annotation, cellular component: CCR4-NOT complex. Gene Ontology annotation, molecular function: ubiquitin-protein transferase activity. The record is from RefSeq and is a predicted model, not a curated record.
AAACAGAAAAAUUAGAAGAGAAAAUCAAAACGCAACAAUUUGUAACAUAACAUCCACUCUCUCCCUAUCCUUCUUUUCUUCUCUCUCUCUCUCUCUCUCUCUGUUUCCAUUUUUCACAUUCUCUCUCGUUUCAAUGUCUCCUGCUUCCAUUUCUGACCCUCCUCUCUCCUCCAAGAAGAAGAGGACAAAUGGCUCAGCGAAACUGAAGCAAAUCAAGCUUGAUGUUAGGCGUGAACAAUGGCUUUCUAGAGUCAAAAAGGGAUGCAACGUCGAUGCAAAUGGAAGGGUUGAUAGUUGUCCAUCAUCUAAGCACAUCGCCGGCGAGGAGAAUCAAUCAUCGUACAAGGAAAACAGGAGAAGGAAAGGAAGAGAGGAUGGUACGUGCAUCGAGGGAAAUGAUUCCGGAUCCAUGAUAAACAACUCGAUUCAAAAUUCUUAUCAUCACAAUGAGUCAAGGAAUAGUUUCACCGGGAGUAGCAGUAGCAGCAGCUCAAGUACUUGUUACUCAAGUAAUCUCAGCGAGGAAGAUGGAUGCCUUGACGAUUGGGAGGCCGUUGCCGAUGCUUUAUACGCAAACGACAAUAAGCAUUCCAUGGUUUCAGAGUCUCCUAUAGAACACGAUACGCAGUCUUACAUUGAUUCACAAGCUGCUAAGAAUCCUAAAAUGAAUCUGUCAAAAAAAGAGUCUGAAUCCCAUCCAACCUGUCGAGCAUGGAAACCCGAUGACACUCUUCGUCCGAGGUGUUUGCCCGACCUCUCAAAGCCACAUAGAUCUACGUUAAAUUCGAACUGUCACGGUAACCACCAAAUCGUACCUUGGACAUGGCAAACAAUCAUAUCACAACCUAGUCAGUGUCCUAUAUGUUACGAGGAUUUAGAUUUGACGGACUCCGAGUUUCUUCCUUGUUCGUGUGGAUUUCAUCUCUGUCUCUUUUGUCAUAAAAAGAUCCUCGAAGCCGACGGACGGUGUCCUGGCUGCAGAAAACUAUAUGAUCAUGUAGAUGGGAAUGUUGGAUUCAAUAUAAGAGGAGCCAAUGCUUUUUACAUAACUCAAUCAUGCAGUAUGAGUACAGGGUGUGCUAGGUCUUAAGAAGAAAGAUUGUGUUUCUCUUGAAAUAAUAAUCAUGUAAAUGUUUUCUUCUCUCUCUUAUGACUUCAUCUAAAACACCCUCCCUUAAUCUUGCUCUUUCUUUGAUAAGUAUUUGCAUUACUAUGGUUUUUUUAGUCAUAUGUUAAUGCAGGAAACUGAAUGUUGUUAUUGUACAUACAGAAAUAAUUUAUCUUUGGAGAUUGAAAUUUGAAUAAAAAAUUUCUAAAUCA